CGAGGAGAUUUAUUUAGAAUCUUGUCACAGGAGGAAAGCGGCGGCCAUAAAAUACAUAUUCUCCUAAUGCCGACAUCUUCAAGCCUUUAUUUGUGUGUGUGUUAGCCAUGAAUGCGACUUUUAUUCCUUUUUCGUGGUAAAUUUUUCGCUGAUUACGACCUGCGAACACGUGAGAUUCCCAGGAGUUUGUGCAGUGUGACACAUUAAUAAUGCACAGUUAAUUGUUUGUUUUUAUGCCUGGAUUAAAUUUCAAGUAUUGCAAUGCCUCUCCGGAAAUAUUUAAUUGAUGACACAAAAAUACAAGAGAGGGACCUUUUUUUUCCUAGGACAUAAGGCAUAAGGAAGUUUUAAUGAAUUGACGAAGCGCGCGUGUAGGGAGAGUUAACGUGUGUCGUGUUUGAGACGUUGAACAGAAAAAAAAAAAUAUUGUAGCACUGUUGAAUCCGAUUAGAUCAAUUGCUUUUGAAUUGGAAAUCCCCGGUUCUAGAGAGAACCAUGUAAACAGUCCACGUGGUUCGGAGGGAUCAAUCGCUUGUUGUCCAUGGGGAGUCAUUAACACUAUACAACACUAUACAAAGGUGGCAAAUCAUUGUACGGGGAUAGCAAGUUCUGAUUAUUGAAGCCUUAUUGCAGGGAGAGAGCGCAGGAAUUUUUCAAUAGAAUUAGAAACAUCGGAUGUGAGUUAACAAAGAAAAGCAUAACAUAUAAAACAUGGGUGCAGGCGUAUCCCGCCAUGGUCAAGUUCGACGAAAAGUCCAGGCCGUUAAUGCGUUUGAAGACGCAGGUAAACGUCACAGGCGGCAGAAGAAUCCUAAGAAAAGCAACGACGUCGCCAUGAGGGAGAAGGCGAAAGAUAUGACGUCAUCAGACAGGGGGUCCAGAUCUCACUGGAUGAGGGUCAAGGAGCGGACUAUUUCUAAAACUGAGUUAGAAGCUAGAUCCGCUCUUAGACUCAGUGACUUUAACAAAGUGGUUAGAAAGCGAACUCUAGAAAAGGAUGAUGACGUGCCAAUUACCAUACCAUAUGUUUCGAAUGAAAAGGUUGAACCGGAAGAACUAUGUCACGUGUGCAGUGUGUAUACCGGAAGGGAAACCUAUCCUUGUCGGAUCUGCUACAAAGUGUACCACGAAAGUUGUCUCCGAAAACUAGGUCAGUGUAAUGACCCGGCAUCAUCGGUCCUCCUCAAGAAAGCCCUCAAACCCACGGGCUGGAGUUGUCAGAAUUGCGACGAUCUGAGCAGUCUGUUAACGGAAGAAGAACUACACAAUCUGUUUUCCUCUCUGGAUCGUUAUGAAGUGGCACAAGAUUCCAGUAUAGGUUUGGAGGACUUUAUGGAAUAUCGAAAGCGUUGCUAUGGCGACCAAGAUGGCGGAGAGGUACCAAAGGAUGCCCUACAAGAAGAUUUAGCCCGCUUUCAUCGGAUUGACAAGGACAAUACCGGAUCGAUCACGUGGUGGGAAUUUAUCAACUUUGAGUCAAUCCGUAUUCUGAAAAAGCGGAAUAAGAAUUCCAUUGUCCACCUGCUGUCACCAAGGGAAAUAGAAAUCGCCCGGCGAUUGUUCCGCGUUUAUGACGACGGUUGCGAAGGAAACAUCACCGAAUUCAAUGCCAAGAAAACCAUUGCUGCUUUCUAUACUCUAUUUAUAGAAUGUGACGACACACUUAACGGAUUUGCCGUAUUGUCAAAAAAGGACGAGGAAUUGUCUUUUGUUUUGAAUGAAAGUUUGUCGUUUACAAUGGACUGUGAACCCAACGGUCCCAAGAGUGUAUCAUGGCAGGAUUACUUGCUGGAACUAAGUCUGUAUAUUUUAGCGGCACGACCAAACUUAAGCCCGGUACCAGUAGAGAGUUCCGAAUGGACAAAAGGUGACCUGUUUGGGGUCAGUAUGAUUCUCCCCCUCAUAUCCACCCAUGCCAGGGAUCUGGGAGCCACCCCCACAGUUACGGGGAUUAUAGGAUCUACAUAUGGAGCUCUCCAGCUAAUGUCUAGUCCUAUUGUGGGUCAGUGGAGUGACAAUGCUGGGAGGAAGUUUUGUCUCCUGUUCUGUUUGCUCGCCUCGGCGGGGGGAUAUUUCCUCAUGAGCUUCUCAACCACCCUCAUUGUCCUGAUGCUCUCCAGGAUUCCCACAGGUAUCUUCAAACACAGUCAGAGUGUAUCCAGGUCAUAUCUGACAGAUGUGUCCUCUCGGAGUGACCAGUCCGGGGUGCUGGGGACCUUCAAUGCUGCUUCCAGUAUUGGCUUUAUCCUAGGUCCAAUGGUAGGGGGCAGAUUGGCAGAGACUAGUGGGGGAUUCUAUAAAGUCACCUUCCUAUGUACUGCUAUAUUUGUUCUCAAUGCAGUGUUUGUGUGGGCAGUAGUAGAGGACAAAGAAUCCAGCAACUGUAACAAGGGAAACACCCCACUGAGAAAUGAUUCUGAAGAUUCCCUAAAAAGACUUAAUUCAGGUGAAGAAAACUUCAGUCCUAAGCUUCUUCUUCAAUCCCUUAGAACGUUUGACUGGAAAAACCUCUGGGAUCUGUUUCUAAUCAAGUUCUGUCUAGGCUUCUCCAUAUUACUGUACAGGAGCAACUUUUCACUGACAAUGCGAGAGAUAUUUCAUAUGUCACCCAGUAACAUUGGUUACCUCAUUUCAUACUCGGCAACCAUCGCAGCUCUCAGUGGAUUUCUAGUGGGGAGAAUCUCAAAACUGUUUAGAAGUGAUGCUCAGAUAGUUUUAUAUAUGAGUGUAUUUCAAACAUUUACUCUGUUAUCUUUAAGUAUUGUCAGUAACAUUGUGUUAUAUGUAAUCUGUUAUACCCCUUUAAGCAUUAUUACUUCAAUGCUGAGAGUUUCAUCUACAAGCCUUACGAUACAACGAUGUGGCGGGAAAAAUGUGGGAGGUAUUAUUGGAAUGAGUCAGAGUGUGAUGUCAUUAGCACGCAUGCUCUCUCCAUUCAUUUCUGGACUUGUUAUGGAAGUGAGUUACUCAGGAACUGCAGUUGUUGGAUCUCUUGUAUCAAGUGUUGCUGUGAUAUUGUUGAUUUUGAGGCCACAAGAGCCGAAAGUUUAUAAAGAAAAAGUGCAAUAAAUUUAGUAAAAAAGUU
Saccostrea echinata is the source of this 3085-nucleotide messenger RNA. RefSeq lists its product as uncharacterized. NCBI's taxonomy places the organism in Eukaryota, Metazoa, Mollusca, Bivalvia, Ostreida, Ostreidae. The coding region runs from base 712 to 3069 and encodes 785 amino acids. Gene Ontology annotation, molecular function: transmembrane transporter activity. The record is from RefSeq and is a predicted model, not a curated record. The transcript is spliced from 12 exons. Gene Ontology annotation, biological process: transmembrane transport.